This is a messenger RNA of Anopheles nili, 1755 nucleotides long. RefSeq names its product prolyl 4-hydroxylase subunit alpha-1-like. Gene Ontology annotation, biological process: peptidyl-proline hydroxylation to 4-hydroxy-L-proline. Gene Ontology annotation, molecular function: procollagen-proline 4-dioxygenase activity; L-ascorbic acid binding; protein binding. The transcript has 8 exons. Lineage: Eukaryota; Metazoa; Arthropoda; Insecta; Diptera; Culicidae. The coding region runs from base 1 to 1755 and encodes 584 amino acids. Gene Ontology annotation, cellular component: endoplasmic reticulum. The record is from RefSeq and is a predicted model, not a curated record.
AUGUUGACCGAUGUUCGCAAGGGUAUAUCCUUCCCACCAGACACUUACAUUGAACAGCUUGCAUUCGGGCUGUACGUAGUGGAUGCGUUGCAACAUUACACGGGCACUCCGAAAAGCAUAAGCAUUUUCCAAAAUUGCAUCUUACUCAGCCUGCUUUGCUUUGCGGUGGAUGGCGAACUUUUCACAGCCCUCGCCGAGAUGGAGGAGCUGCUGGAAACCGAGGCUGUGCUGAUCACCAAUCUGGACAAUUAUGUCCAAGCGCAGGAGGACAAACUGAUGCAGUUACGGCAAAAAGUCCACGAGUACCGGCGGGAACAUACGGAAGCUGCGCGGGAUGUCAGCACGUACCUGUCGAAUCCGGUGAACGCCUUUCUGCUAACGAAGCGACUAACGACGGAUUGGCGGUACGUGGAAAACCUCAUGACGUAUGAGGUCGGUAAAGAGUUCCUGGAGAAUGUGACCAGCUACCGGAGUGUGCUGAAGUUUCCCUCCGAUGAAGAUCUCAACGGUGCUGCGGUGGCUUUAAUGCGCCUGCAGGACACGUACAACCUCGACACGGCCAGUGUGGCUCGAGGUAUGCUGAACGGGGUCCAGUACAGCACCGAGCUGACUGCUGGAGAUUGUUUCGAGCUGGGACGUCAAAGUUAUCUUAACGGGGACUACUACCACACGGUUCUGUGGAUGCGUGAGGCGAUGGAUCGACUCACCAGCGAAGUCAACCGAACAGCCACAAAAGAGGACGUUUUGGAGUACUUGGCAUUUUCCACUUUCAAACAAGGUAACAUCCAAACGGCCCUCUCAAUGACGGAGGAACUGCUGGAAUUAGUGCCAGAUCAUGAGCGAGCUGUCAGCAACAAGGCGUAUUACGAGAAGGAGCUUCAGAAGGAGGCACAGCAAAAGAUUCUACGUGGCGAUGACGGCAGUGAGGAGGUGCCCAUCGACACCACCACGAAAAUCCAAAAAGAAGCUACAGCACACGUGUACGAUUCCAACGAGCGAAAGCUAUAUGAACAGCUAUGUCGCGGUGAACAACAGCCGCCUAUUGAGCUGCGCUCUAAAUUAGUUUGUCGAUACACUACCAACCGAUCAGCGUUCUUGCGCAUCGGUCCACUGAAGCUUGAGGAAGCCUACCUGAGGCCCUAUAUCGUAAUCUACCACGAUGUCAUGUCAGACCACGAGAUUGAUCGCAUAAAGCAGUACGCUCGGCCACGAUUCCGUCGUGCUACGGUACAAAACUACAAGACGGGUGAGCUCGAGUUUGCCAACUAUCGCAUUAGCAAAUCUGCCUGGCUGAAGGAUGCCGAGGACGAUAUGAUUCGCACCAUCAGCCGACGCGUUGAGGAUAUGACGGGUCUGACGAUGGAGUCAGCCGAGGAGUUACAGGUGGUCAACUACGGCAUAGGAGGCCAUUACGAGCCACACUUUGACUUCGCACGUCGUGAAGAACGCAACGCUUUCAAGAGCCUUGGCACUGGCAAUCGAAUCGCCACCGUGCUCUUUUAUAUGAGUGAUGUCACGCAGGGUGGAGCAACCGUGUUUCCAUCGCUGCAUUUGGCAUUGUGGCCGCGAAAGGGAACUGCAGCUUUCUGGUACAAUUUGCAUGCUUCGGGUCACGGUGACUACGCAACGAGGCAUGCUGCCUGCCCAGUGCUGACUGGAACCAAAUGGGUUUCUAACAAAUGGAUUCAUGAACGCGGCCAGGAGUUUCGAAGACCGUGCAAGCUCUAUGCGGACCAUCAGGUGGAAGAGUUUUGA